AUCAAAAUUUGAUGGUGGUGUGAGAAAGAGGGGUGAGGGAGGUGUCGCCAGGACAACGGUGGAGAUUGAAGGAGCGUCGCGUCGACCUGGUGCCGGCGAGAAUACGGGUCACCGAACCGACACCAUACUCUACGCCGAAUCGUGGCGACAGGUUCGCACAUCGAUAUGCUACGCUGGACACGAGUAACGGUGACACACGUCAUGGUGCCGCGAUAAGGCACCACUCGGACCCCGUACGCGUGCGGAGGAACAAAUAGAUAAAUGAACGAGAGGUGAGGAAGAGCAGAAGGACGUAGAUGAGGGGAAGGGAUGGUAACAGAGGAGAAGGAGACAGUGGAAGACGAUAAAUAGAUGAAGACAGGGGAGGAAGAGACGGAGGUAGACGUGGGGACCGACGAACUCGUCGACGCGGCGCCAGUCGUCGAGUCGCCAUGUCACUGCGAGGAACUUGCCACUAUCUCGCGGGGGCUGCUGCGCUACGCGCCGGGUUGUAAAGGUUUGCCACGGGACGGCGGCGGCAGCGGCAGCGGCAAUACGGCUUAUACGGCCAGUAGGGGUUGCAGACCCAAGACGCGAGGGAGUAUCGUCAGUUCAGUGCCGUCGUUCGAGUUCCGCAAGUGGUGUGUACGACAACUAUCUGCAAAUUACGAUGAAUUUAUCAUUUACUGUAAGACAUUAAGUGCAUUUAGCAUUACGUUAUCGAAACAUUUAAAAGAUCACAAAAGUGACGCAUAAAUAUCGUAU
Acromyrmex echinatior (Panamanian leafcutter ant) is the source of this 744-nucleotide messenger RNA. RefSeq lists its product as uncharacterized. The record is from RefSeq and is a predicted model, not a curated record. NCBI's taxonomy places the organism in Eukaryota, Metazoa, Arthropoda, Insecta, Hymenoptera, Formicidae.